AUGGGGAGUGGAAUCAGUGCCGAGGAUAAAGAACUUGCCAAGAGGUCCAAGGAGCUGGAAAGGAAGCUGCAGGAGGAUGCUGAGAAGGAAGCCAAGACGGUCAAGCUGCUGCUGCUUGGUGCUGGGGAGUCAGGAAAGAGCACCAUCGUCAAACAGAUGAAGAUCAUUCACCAGGAUGGAUACUCUCCAGAAGAAUGCCUAGAAUUCAAAUCUGUCAUCUAUGGGAACGUGUUGCAGUCCAUCCUGGCUAUCGUCAGAGCCAUGGCCACACUAGGCAUCGACUAUGCAGAACCAAGCUGUGCGGAUGCGGGUCGACAGCUCAAUAACCUGGCAGACUCCAUUGAGGAGGGGACCAUGCCCCCUGAGCUGGUGGAGGUCAUCAGGAAGUUGUGGAAGGACCCUGGCAUUCAAGCCUGCUUUGACAGAGCUGCAGAGUUCCAGCUCAAUGACUCGGCAUCUUACUACCUGAACCAGCUGGACCGGAUUACAGACCCUGACUACCUUCCCAGUGAGCAAGAUGUGCUCCGAUCCAGAGUCAAAACCACAGGCAUUAUCGAGACCAAGUUUUCUGUGAAAGAUCUGAAUUUCAGGAUGUUUGACGUGGGAGGGCAGAGAUCAGAGAGGAAGAAAUGGAUCCACUGCUUUGAGGGAGUCACCUGCAUCAUUUUCUGCGCGGCUCUCAGCGCCUAUGACAUGGUGCUGGUGGAAGACGAUGAAGUGAAUCGCAUGCAUGAGUCUUUGCACCUGUUCAACAGCAUCUGUAACCACAAGUUCUUUGCAGCCACCUCCAUUGUCCUCUUCCUCAACAAGAAGGACCUCUUCGAGGAGAAAAUUAAGAAAGUCCACCUCAGUAUUUGUUUUCCAGAGUAUGAUGGGAACAACUCCUAUGAGGAUGCCGGGAAUUAUAUCAAGAGCCAGUUCCUUGACCUCAACAUGAGAAGAGAUGUCAAAGAAAUCUACAGUCACAUGACCUGUGCGACAGACACACAGAAUGUCAAAUUUGUGUUCGAUGCAGUUACAGAUAUUAUCAUCAAAGAAAACCUCAAGGACUGUGGGCUCUUUUAA
Messenger RNA from Microtus oregoni (creeping vole), 1065 nucleotides. Its product is annotated as guanine nucleotide-binding protein G(t) subunit alpha-2. Gene Ontology annotation, biological process: detection of chemical stimulus involved in sensory perception of bitter taste; adenylate cyclase-modulating G protein-coupled receptor signaling pathway. The transcript has 8 exons. Gene Ontology annotation, molecular function: GTPase activity; GTP binding; G-protein beta/gamma-subunit complex binding. Gene Ontology annotation, cellular component: heterotrimeric G-protein complex; photoreceptor outer segment; photoreceptor inner segment. NCBI's taxonomy places the organism in Eukaryota, Metazoa, Chordata, Mammalia, Rodentia, Cricetidae. The coding region runs from base 1 to 1065 and encodes 354 amino acids. The record is from RefSeq and is a predicted model, not a curated record.